This is a messenger RNA of Tauraco erythrolophus (red-crested turaco), 348 nucleotides long. The record is from RefSeq and is a predicted model, not a curated record. Lineage: Eukaryota; Metazoa; Chordata; Aves; Musophagiformes; Musophagidae.
CUUGCAGAGCACUACAAACAUCACUGGUUUCCUGAGAAACCCUUCAAAGGCUCGGGGUAUCGCUGCAUCCGGAUCAACCACAAAAUGGACCCCAUUAUCAGCAAAGCAGCUAGCCAGAUCGGACUCAGCCUACCGCAGCUCUACCAGCUCCUGCCCAGUGAGCUCACGCUCUGGGUGGACCCCUACGAGGUCUCGUACCGCAUCGGUGAGGAUGGCUCCAUCUGUGUCUUAUAUGAAGCAACAGCAACGAAACCUGUAAGCUCCUAUGGGAUGCUUACCUGUAAGAACCAGAUGAUGUUAGGUCGCACCAGUCCUUCCAAAAACUACAUCAUGACUGUCUCCAGCUAA